UCCUGUGGUUGUAGCUUCAGAGCCUUCGAAGACUCUCAGCAGCUGGAACGACUGCACGGUCUGAUCAACAACACGAGGAGAGAAAUCAGAGCUGCCUCACAGUGUGUUUCUGUUCUCCAGUCUCUCAAUCAUCAUGGGAGCCAACGAGCCAGUACCUCCACCUCCCACCCGGCCCCAGAGUCCCUUCUACAGCAUCAAGUUCUUCGUCCUGUGCCACAGCCUCCUCAGCCUAUCUCAGCUCUUGGUGUCGGGCUACAUGAAGAGCUCCAUCUCCACCAUCGAGAGACGUUACGGCCUCUCCAGCCAGAAGUCAGGACUACUGGCUGCUUUCAACGAGCCGGGGAACACGGUGCUCAUCGUAUUUGUGAGCUUCUUCGGGAGUCGAGUCCACCGGCCGCUGUUUAUUGGGGGCGGGGCUCUGCUGGCCUGCAUGGCCUCGCUGCUGAUGGCGACGCCGCACUUCCUGAGUGGACUGUACGAAUACACGGACCAAAUCAGCUUGUCCGGUGAUAACAGCUCUGGCCUCUGCCAAUCAGAGAGCACCUUCCUCACUUCAUCGUCCAAUCAGAGCUGCAGCCAGCAGGAGAGCCCCGCCCAGAAGGUGGUGUAUCCUUUGCUAAUGCUGGGUCAGCUGCUGCUGGGGAUCGGAGCCGUUCCCAUCCAGCCGUUCGGCAUCUCAUACAUCGACGACUACGCCAGCAAGAAGAACUCGCCGCUCUACCUCGGCAUCCUCCUGGCAGUAACCUCCAUCGGCCCCGCCUUCGGCUUCAUCACGGGCUCCAUCAUGCUGGGUUUUUAUGUCGACUUCAACAAGUUAUCCAAAGACCAGAUCAAUCUGAACCACAAGGACCUGCGCUGGGUGGGCGCCUGGUGGCUCGGCUUCCUGGUGGCGUCCUGCCUCCUCUUCCUCACCGCGCUGCCUUACCUCUUCUUCCCCAGAAUCAUGCCCAAAGAGGACGGUGCAGACGAUGACGAGUCCACGACAGAGAGCAAGCAGCAGCAGAAAAGGCCGCUCCAGGAACUCUCCCUCCUUCAGUUCCUUAAAAGUUUUCCCCGCAUCACUCUGAGAACCCUCAGGAGUCCCAUCUACCUGCUGGUGGUUCUGGCGCAGGUCAACCUGGCGGCGCUGCUGGCCGGCCUCGCCACCUUCAUGGCCAAAUUCAUCGAGAGACAGUUCAGCCAGACGGUGUCUUUCUCCACCAUGAUGAUCGGUGGAGUGUGUAUCCCCCUGGCCGUCCUGGGUACCGUCCUGGGUGGAGCUCUGAUGCGGAGGUUGAAUCUGUCUGUCAGGAGUGCCAGUAAGCUGUGCACCGCUGCCAUCCUGCUGGGCUUACUCUGCGCUUCACCGCUGCUGCUGAUUGGCUGUUCGACACAGAAGGUCGCCGGGGUGUUUCCUCCAAGCAGCGAUGCGUUGUCCUGCAGCGCUGGGUGUCAGUGUUCUCAGGAGGCCUUUAACCCGGUCUGUGGUUCAGACGGCGUUGAGUUCAGGUCUCCCUGCCACGCUGGCUGUGUUACUAUGGAGACGGAUGUCAGCAACAAAGCCAUCAACUACACGGGGUGUCGGUGCGUCGGUGGUCUCGGCUUUGCCUCUCCUGGUACCUGUGGCAGCGGCUGCUCCCACCUCCUCCUCCCCUUCAUGGUUCUGAUCGGCCUCACCGCCUUCAUCGCCUCUUUCUCUCAGACGCCCUCCUACAUGAUGAUCCUCAGGACGGUGCCCGCUGAGGACAAAUCCUUCGCCGUGGGAGUUCAGUACAUGCUGUUCAGAGUGCUCGCCUUCAUGCCCGGCCCCGUGCUCUACGGCAGCGUCAUCGACACCACCUGCCUCCUGUGGGGUAAAAAGUGUGGCAAGCAGACUUCCUGUCUUUACUACAACCUGGACCGCUUCAGACAGAGGUUUCUGGGUCUGAUGGUGGUCUUCGUGUGUGGGGGGCUGCUCUGCUUCCUGCUGACUAUGGUGGUCCUGCGAAAGAGGAGGGGCGGAGGUCAGGACCCCGAGCCGGGCUGUAAGGGCGGCUAUGAGCUGGUGAACGGGGAGAAAACGCCGGAAAACUCUAAAGAAACCAAAGCGAAGGGGAUGAAAACCUGAAGAAGGACCGCAGGAGGAUGCAGAGACCGAUGGACAGAUGCUGGGCUGACAGUUUUUCUCCUGCUUUACAUUUAAAGGAGCAGUCCACCUGAAAAUCACACUCACAUUCCAUAUGAACUUUUGAUUCUAAAUCCAACAUUCCACCUGCUCAGACAACAUUUCUACACGUGGGAGAAGGACUAAAGAAAGUGUAGAAAUGUUCACUUUCAAGUAAAAGAGCAAACACGAUAGAUUUAAAAUCUUUUAGAGGACCAAAAGGGAAAGAAGUCGCUGCACGCACCAGAGCACAUAAAAAUACUGGGUUACAAGCUUUGAGAUAUUCUUCAGAUAAAAAUGAAGUUCACUAAUCAAUAUUGGAAGCUAAGCCUUAAUAACAGCAGAAUAUCUUCAUUAUUGAUCAGCUGCAUUGGUACAGCUGUGAAUGAAAGCUCUAAAACAUCCUGGCUAUAGGUUUAUAAUCAAAGCAUCACUGGACGUUUCUAAACUAACUGCUUUUCUUUGAUUCGUCUGCCUCCUUGGUCCAUGUAAACUCACCGUUUAACCCCCACACUGGAAACAUGAGCAGCAGAAAACAGAAACUACUCUCAGUCUCAGGGGUCGUAGGUGUAACGGGCAUAAAUACGUCCAAAAGGCUCAUUGUCCUUGGAGAGUAGCUUCUUUCACGCUAUGCUCAGGCCUGCAGGAGAACUGAUCGAGGAUCCAGAUGUGAGGGCCGGUUUUAGUGAUUUGGAGGACCAGUGCAGAAACAAACAGGUUCAUUCAGCUUAAAGAAACCACAGUGACAGAACAAAAUACUUCUAACAAUCGUACAGAUCCAGAGAUCUAGAGCAGGGGUUCUCAACCUUGGGUUGGGACCCCCGUAGGGGUCGUAAGACACUAACAGGGGUCUCCAGAUGCCCUAAACAAAACUAAGAAUAUUUUAAAAAUUACACUGUUGCCACUUCACACCAAUUUUAUCAUUUUUUAACACCUGUUCAUCAUUUUUUUUUCCAGCCAAUUUUAACAC
Cheilinus undulatus (humphead wrasse) is the source of this 3092-nucleotide messenger RNA. RefSeq names its product solute carrier organic anion transporter family, member 2B1 (gene slco2b1). The transcript is spliced from 15 exons. The coding region runs from base 134 to 2086 and encodes 650 amino acids. Gene Ontology annotation, molecular function: protein binding; bile acid transmembrane transporter activity. The record is from RefSeq and is a predicted model, not a curated record. NCBI's taxonomy places the organism in Eukaryota, Metazoa, Chordata, Actinopteri, Labriformes, Labridae. Gene Ontology annotation, biological process: sodium-independent organic anion transport; transmembrane transport; bile acid and bile salt transport. Gene Ontology annotation, cellular component: membrane.